GAUCCUGAUCAGACUGCGCGGAUGCGCAGGCUGGUCUGGAUCCAUGCUGGUCGCAAACGCACUAUGUUGGUUUUGUCGUGACGCGGCUCAUGUGAGCAUUGUUCGUUUCAGUAAAUAACCUUAAUUCAAUAAAGUAUUAGUUAAGUGAUUCAGUGUUUUUCCUUUAUCAUAAACUAUUUAUAUCACUUAUAAGUUGGAGUUACAUAGUGGCUAGGCAUGGCGGUCGAAAUAGAUGAUGCUAAGUUCGUCAGCAAACUUGAUGAGAAAAGUAAAAGAAAGGCAAAAGAAGAACUCCAAGAGCGGAACGAUACUGACAGGGCGAUAGCUGUCCAAACCUUUAGACAAUGGAUACAAGAGCAAGACUGGUUAAAAACACCUACAGAUUUUAGUUUCUUGUUAAGAUUUCUACGAACAAGAAAGUACAGCCAAUUAGGUGCACGUGAAACAUUAGAAAAUUAUUGGACAGUUAGGACAAAAUUUCCAGACUGGUGUAAGAACGUAGAUCCUGGAGAGAAAAAUUUGCAAGAAAUUCUAAAAUCAGGGGUAAUGCUGUGCCCUAAGCGAUAUGACAGUGAAGGUCGACGGGUUCUAAUUGACAGAACUGCAAUUAUUGACGUCAAUGACGCCAAAAAGACGUGGGGUUUACAAAACGUGUUUCGAGCGUUAGUGUUAGUACAUGACUGGAUAAGCAUGGACGAGAAUGUACAAGUGAACGGAGUUCAAGUGUUCUUUGAUAGUACUGAUCUAUCUUGGAGCACUGCGACAACAAUAUUUACUGGAGAAAAUGGCAAAAAUCUUGCAAAAAUGUAUCAGCGUGCACAACCAAUCAGGGUAAAGAGAAUAAAUGUUUACAAAGAGCCAACAUUCUUCGACGCCAUUUUUCCAAUUGUUAAACCUUUAAUGACAGAGAAAAUGAAUCAACGGAUGAAGCUUCAUGGUAACAGUAUGGUCAGUGUUUAUAAAGAUAUUGACAAGUCGUUGCUACCAACUGAAUAUCUACCAGAUGAUUAUAAAGGCCCAAGUGCUGGAUCUCUACAAACUGUAAUAGAUGAUAUGAUAGCUGAUAUGAUGACACCAGAAUUUAGAAGCUAUAUUCAGAACUUGUCAAGUGAUGAAUAUGGUGUAGAUUUGUCUAGAAGGAAAAAAGAUAAUCCACCGACGGAAUCAUUCCGUAAACUUCAUACUGAAUAAAUUCAUAUAAUUGUGUAGUUUUUCAAAUAUAUCUUUCGCCUACAGAAAGGUGUGUCAAUCAAACAUUAUGUAAUUUACUAUUAAUUAGCUGAAUCUUAGCUUGUGAUCACUACAUUUAUUUUAUUCAUUUUUGUUUGGGAAAAAGACCUUUCUUAAACAAUGACUUACUUUAUCUUAUUUUCUCAUGUUGAUUAUGCUAUGUUUAAGUCGGUCAAACAUUUGUUAAUUGUAUGAUUUUGUUAAAAUAGUGUAUUGAUAUUGAAUUCAUAAUGUUUUAGCUAAAGUACGUGCAAUCCGGAGAUUUUUUCCACAAGUAUAUCCAAUCAGGUCAGUAAAAUCAUCCACUGUCUGUUUCCUUGAUGUCAAUAUAAUGUCUAGAUUCAAUUUUAUAGACAAUUAUUCGGAGAAUAAAAUCAUGUUUCUUAAAAAAACCACAUGCUGCUCACAUGAACUUGUUAACGUCGAGAUUUUUUUCGAACAAAGUAUUGAAAAUCAAACUAUCUUUCAAAAUUUCGAAUUUCUUUCCUUCAGUACUUUAAGUUCUAUUAUUUGUAAUUGCAAACCAGGAGCAAGUAUUUCUCAAAAUAUUGUAUUGUAUUCGUAAAGCGGUGUACUCGGUUUUAACAAUAACAUGAUUAUAUUUUCAAUGUUGUUUUGCCUAUAUAACAAUUUACGGUGUUUAAAACAUGUAAAUUGUAGUAACGUAUUACACAUUUAAAUUAUGGCUCAGGAAUAGGGAAUAUUUUUGCCUCUUUUUUUCUUUGACGGGAAAACGUAAAAAUAUAAAUGGCAUAUAAAAUAUUGAACAAGGUUUUCUCAUCUGUGUGUCUAGUAUAUAAUUUUUAUCUGAUUAAGCAUUUUACAUAUAAGUCUGCUCAAAUUUGACAUAUAAAAUAUCUAUUUGAAUAAUGAAAUUUUGUCCUACAUACACACAAAAUCGCUUGGUUUAAGAUCAAUGAAAGUUUUUCCUGCGAGCUUGACUGGUGUAGCACAUUUGAGAGUGUACGGAAGCUCAAUGGUAUAAGUGGCAUUGUCCAGUGCUUCUCUCAACCACCUUAGGUGACAAUCACAAUUCCACAAGUUGCCACCUAGAUUAACAUUAGCUCUGCUUGUAAGAUGAGAGAAAACCUCAGCUUGAAGAAUUUGUAACUUAUUAAAACUGAGGUCAAUCUUGCUUGAUUGUAAUGGUUUGAAUGCAUCUUUGGCAAUGGCUGUUAUCCAGUUAUAUGACAAAUCCAGUUCUAAAGGUGAAGUUAACCCUGCGAACGUAAAGUCCUCCAAAUGGUUAAUCUGAAAAUAAUAUGUAAAAGUGAUUGUUCUGCUUCAUGCAGAAAUGCGGAAGAACCAAUAAUUUAUUUAAUAAUUGAUAUGAAAAUGCAUAGUUUAGACGGCCCUGUGUUCACUUAGAAAAGAUUGAUCAAAUGAUCAUGUUUAAAUUUUCACUGUGCAAUAAAAACUAAAAUUGAUAUAAAUUUUGCUAGAAUUAAAUGGUACAUACUCAAAAUGUAAUAAAAUGAUGAUUUCAUUAUAACCGUCAUAUGAAUACAU
Messenger RNA from Ruditapes philippinarum (Manila clam), 2739 nucleotides. Its product is annotated as alpha-tocopherol transfer protein-like. The transcript has 8 exons. Gene Ontology annotation, cellular component: membrane. The coding region runs from base 217 to 1191 and encodes 324 amino acids. The record is from RefSeq and is a predicted model, not a curated record. NCBI's taxonomy places the organism in Eukaryota, Metazoa, Mollusca, Bivalvia, Venerida, Veneridae. Gene Ontology annotation, molecular function: phosphatidylinositol bisphosphate binding.